AUGACAACGGCACCAACUGAGCAGUUCACAGCUUUCAACUGGCUUGAAGCUAUUUCUGGAGACAACGGGAACUUUGACCCAAGGUAUGCAUCCAUGCAUCCGUAUGCAUCAGCUUAUAUUAACAACAUGGAAAGGACAUACCAAGUCCACCAAGCAAAAAUCCCCCACAACUUGGGUCACUCCACAAUCUCCAACCCUCUCUUCUCUCGAGCUGCCGAGAGGGAACACUAUACUCGUCGCAUCCCGAAAGAUAUAAAUCGGGAGGACGAAAUCCAUCAAAAUUCCCGGUUGGACCACUGGGUCGAAACCACCACGUUCUUCGCCGAGACAACCGGCCUUGAAUCACCGGAGGAAGACUGUAUGGAAACCAAAUCCAACAGUUCCACCGAAACCUACUUCGAAGCGCUAGACACAGCGCUCAACCUUGAGGCUCAACCUCCUUUCCCGACAUCAGCCCCAGGCAUGUCGUACCAGUGGGCCUCCCACGACCACAUCUAUCAAGGGUCCGCCACACCCUCCUCGCCCCUCUUCAAACCAGAGGAAGGCACCCAAGAAUCCUCCGAGCAGAUAUCGGAUACCAACAGCUGCGACAACGCAUUGCUGCCGUUCUGCCAGCCGCUACGACGGGCAACCUCCUUGGCCGCUUCGAAUGCCGUCGACCACACACAGGCUUGCGAGCCACAGUGGCUAAUUCCUCUCGCUGGGCGGGUCAUCACAACCAAAGCCCGUGGUGCGAUUCGGAAAUUGCGGAGGAAGUUAUCGGGGGGUGGACAUCCACAGGACGGUCACUGA
Penicillium brevicompactum is the source of this 792-nucleotide messenger RNA. RefSeq lists its product as uncharacterized. The coding region runs from base 1 to 792 and encodes 263 amino acids. NCBI's taxonomy places the organism in Eukaryota, Fungi, Ascomycota, Eurotiomycetes, Eurotiales, Aspergillaceae. The record is from RefSeq and is a predicted model, not a curated record. The transcript has a single exon.